This is a messenger RNA of Trypanosoma grayi, 1023 nucleotides long. RefSeq lists its product as hypothetical. NCBI's taxonomy places the organism in Eukaryota, Euglenozoa, Kinetoplastea, Trypanosomatida, Trypanosomatidae. The record is from RefSeq and is a predicted model, not a curated record. The transcript has a single exon. The coding region runs from base 1 to 1023 and encodes 340 amino acids.
AUGUCUCUGUUUGACGACGAUAGCUUUAGCUCUUCGUCUUCGUCUGGUGGAUUGCGAGGUGGAGAGGGAUCUUGCAGGGAUAAUGAUCAGGAACUAACUGUUUCUUUACCGAUGGGUGCAUGCGGAAAGAAUGGGAUACCUGCGUCGGCCAUGCCGAUUAAAAAUGGUGGAGUGUCGCGCUUUACUCUGACUGCUGAGGAGAACAAGCAGGCUGAGGAGCGAAGGCGUAUGCAGGCCGGCAGUCGCUCGAUGCUGCGCAGUGAGGUGGCAGCAGCUUCGAGUAGUGGUGGUGUCGGGUCAGGACAGGAGCCGAGCCGAUUUCAAGCCUCCAUUGCCGAGGCGCUGCAGCUGCGUAAGGAUGCUCGCGAGGUGGUGCUCUUGCGAAGAAUACAAAAGCAGAGGCGUGAAGAAGCAAGUAACUCAGAGCUUGUGGAGAAGGAUCUUGAGGUUGGUGUAUUUGUCACGCCACAAUAUAUGGCGGCGUUGAAGCGGCAGAACAAUCGGCAAUGCGCAACACUAUCGAAAGCGCCUAGCGUCAUCGAGGACGGUGGUGAUGCCGCUGAUCCACUCGAGGCGUACGUCCGGCAGCUUGAAGAAAAGCGGUCGGCUGUUGCUGUGCAUUCCUCGUCGACAGCGACAGAUGUACUCCAUGACGACUGUUCUAAUAAUGACGACACGGGAUUGAGGACGCACAUGGCGCGGAAGGUCCCGUGUGACAGCAGCAGGUGUGGCGCGGCGUCAGAGGAGACUCAGCAUGUUGGCACACAAGCGGAGCCAUCCACAUUGAUACCAAUGCCAAUCACCCCCGUGCCAUAUGCUGACAAUUGCAAGGUUGAACAUGUUGACAACAGGACGGGGCAGUCAGUGUCGCUACCGGCCGCGCCACACAACGCGGCGCGCCUCGACGAGGUUAUCCAUGAGGCGAGGGAGAGUCGCAAACGUCGUCGCGCUGAUCGUCUCUUCAUGGAGACAGCCGCCAAAAGAUUCAAUGAGCGUGCCUUGGAACGUGUGGAGGCAAGGUGA